Trichosurus vulpecula (common brushtail) is the source of this 623-nucleotide messenger RNA. RefSeq names its product uroplakin 2 (gene UPK2). The transcript is spliced from 5 exons. Gene Ontology annotation, biological process: epithelial cell differentiation. The record is from RefSeq and is a predicted model, not a curated record. Lineage: Eukaryota; Metazoa; Chordata; Mammalia; Diprotodontia; Phalangeridae. Gene Ontology annotation, cellular component: apical plasma membrane. The coding region runs from base 47 to 583 and encodes 178 amino acids.
CUCAGGGACAAACCUUCGUAGACUGCCAGAUUCCAGCCCCUUCGCCAUGUCCUUUCUGAUGCCCACCCUGCUUCUACCGAUGCUGCUGGAUCUCGGGGCUGCAGAAUUCAACAUCUCUAGUCUCCCUGGCCUACUGUCCCCAGCCCUGGCAGAGAGCCUUUUAGUUGCCUUACCCCCCUGCCACCUCACAGGAGGCAAAGCCUCUCUGACUGUCAGAAGAGUCAAUGAAACCAAAGGAAUAAUGCAUAACUUUACAGUAACCCCCUGCCGAGGGCAAAGGGACCUGGUGAGUGUGGUAUACAGCAGUGGCAGCUUCACCGUCACCCGACUCAGUGCCUACCAAGUCACCAGCCUGGUACCUGGCACCAGCUACUUUGUCUCCUACUCCGUGGAGAAAGGAAACGCUGUAGAACACAGUAACAGAGUGCGGAUGUCCACAUUGCCUCGCAGAAAAGUGGAGACCUUGGGGCUGAGCAUGGCACGAACCGGGGGCAUGAUAGUCAUCACUGUGCUGCUCUCUGUUGCCAUGUUCCUGCUGGUCGUGGGCUUCAUCGUUGCUCUGGCCCUGGGUGCUCGAAAAUGAGGCUCUGAGUGAGACUGGCACUCCUUGGAGACAGAGAUGG